Epithele typhae is the source of this 1005-nucleotide messenger RNA. Its product is annotated as concanavalin A-like lectin/glucanase domain-containing protein. The record is from RefSeq and is a predicted model, not a curated record. The transcript is spliced from 6 exons. Lineage: Eukaryota; Fungi; Basidiomycota; Agaricomycetes; Polyporales; Epitheliaceae. Gene Ontology annotation, molecular function: hydrolase activity, hydrolyzing O-glycosyl compounds. Gene Ontology annotation, biological process: glucan catabolic process. Bases 1 to 1005 code for a protein of 334 amino acids.
AUGCGUACUGGGCUUGCUCACCUCGUCCUCCUUCCCUUCCUCAUCCUCCCUGCUGCCGCCAACAGACUCAGCCGCGACUCCCAACUCGUCGAGACCUUCAGCUUCGCCCAGGAGUAUAUCGGCAACGACUUCUUCAACGAUUGGACUUGGGAGACGUUCAACGACCCCACCCACGGCACCGUCAACUAUGUCGACAGCCAGACCGCCCAAAACCAAAACCUGGCCUACGUCACCGGGAACCAGUUCGUGAUGAAAGCCGACUCCAAGCAUGUCGUUCCCUUCGGCGCACGCGGUCGGGACAGCAUCCGCAUCCAUUCCAACCAGGCCUUCGAUGAGUCCGUCGUCGUCCUCGAUAUCGCGCACAUGCCCUGGGGCUGCGGAACCUGGCCCGCCUUCUGGUCGAUCAGCUCGGCCGGACCGUGGCCCAACGGCGGUGAGAUCGACAUCAUCGAAGGCGUCAACGUGAACACUGCCAACCUGGUCACCCUCCACACCACCCCCGGCUGCAGCAUGAACAACGACCGCACCAUGUCCGGCACGGUCCUCUCGAACGACUGCGACGCCGCGCACAACUUCAACCAGGGCUGCGGCGUGAGCGCGUCGCAGCCCGGCACGUACGGCCCGCCGUUCAACGCCGCGGGAGGCGGCUGGUUCGUCAUGUCGCGCUCCCGCGCGAACGGGAUCAAGCUCUGGUUCUGGUCCCGCACCGACUCGAGCGUUCCGCCCGAGGUGGCCGCGGGGAACGCCUCUGCGACGAUCUCGCCGAAAUUGACCUGGGGCAUACCCGACGCGGACUUCCCGCUCGGGUCGAACUGCGCGUACGACGCGUUCUUCAACGCGCACAGUCUGGUGUUCGACCUCACGUUCUGCGGCGAUUGGGCUGGUUCUGGGUAUGGGGCUGCUGGGUGCCCGGGCAACUGCGCGGACUACGUGAUGAACAACCCCUCGGCUUUCUCGAAGGCGUACUGGGCGAUCAACUCCCUGCGGGUGUACACACUCGUUUAG